Messenger RNA from Tupaia belangeri chinensis (Chinese tree shrew), 1862 nucleotides. RefSeq names its product G protein-coupled receptor kinase 2 (gene GRK2). Gene Ontology annotation, biological process: regulation of the force of heart contraction; desensitization of G protein-coupled receptor signaling pathway; G protein-coupled receptor signaling pathway. The record is from RefSeq and is a predicted model, not a curated record. Gene Ontology annotation, molecular function: ATP binding; G protein-coupled receptor binding; G protein-coupled receptor kinase activity. Lineage: Eukaryota; Metazoa; Chordata; Mammalia; Scandentia; Tupaiidae.
ACUUCUGCCUGAACCACCUGGAGGAGGCCAAGCCCUUGGUGGAAUUCUAUGAGGAGAUCAAGAAAUACGAGAAGCUGGAAACAGAAGAGGAGCGGGUAGCCCGUAGCCGGGAAAUCUUCGACUUCUACAUCAUGAAAGAGCUGUUGGCCUGCUCACAUCCGUUCUCAAAGAGUGCCACUGAGCAUGUGCAAGGCCACCUGGUGAAGAAGCAGGUGCCCCCAGACCUCUUCCAGCCAUACAUCGAAGAGAUUUGUCAGAACCUCCGAGGGGACGUGUUCCAGAAGUUCAUCGAGAGUGAUAAGUUCACACGAUUUUGCCAGUGGAAGAAUGUGGAGCUCAACAUCCAUCUGACCAUGAACGACUUCAGUGUGCAUCGCAUCAUUGGGCGCGGCGGCUUCGGCGAGGUGUAUGGGUGCCGGAAAGCUGACACGGGCAAGAUGUACGCCAUGAAGUGUCUGGACAAGAAGCGCAUCAAGAUGAAGCAGGGGGAGACCUUGGCCCUGAAUGAGCGCAUCAUGCUCUCCCUCGUCAGCACUGGGGACUGCCCCUUCAUCGUCUGCAUGUCGUAUGCAUUCCACACGCCGGAUAAGCUCAGCUUCAUCUUGGAUCUCAUGAAUGGUGGGGACUUGCACUACCACCUGUCCCAGCAUGGGGUCUUCUCCGAGGCCGACAUGCGCUUCUAUGCAGCCGAGAUCAUCCUGGGCCUAGAGCACAUGCACAACCGCUUCGUGGUCUACCGGGACCUGAAGCCAGCCAACAUCCUUCUGGACGAGCACGGUCAUGUGCGGAUCUCAGACCUGGGCCUGGCCUGCGACUUCUCCAAGAAGAAGCCCCAUGCCAGCGUGGGCACCCACGGGUACAUGGCGCCUGAGGUCCUGCAGAAGGGCGUGGCCUACGACAGCAGCGCCGACUGGUUCUCCCUGGGCUGCAUGCUCUUCAAGUUGCUGCGGGGACACAGCCCCUUCCGGCAGCACAAGACCAAAGACAAGCACGAGAUCGACCGCAUGACAUUGACAAUGGCCGUGGAGCUGCCCGAUUCCUUCUCCCCGGAACUCCGCUCCCUGCUGGAGGGGUUGCUUCAGCGGGAUGUCAACCGGAGACUGGGCUGCCUGGGCCGUGGAGCUCAGGAGGUAAAGGAGAGCCCCUUCUUCCGCUCCCUGGACUGGCAGAUGGUCUUCUUGCAAAAGUACCCACCCCCGCUGAUCCCCCCAAGAGGGGAGGUGAAUGCAGCUGAUGCCUUCGACAUUGGUUCCUUUGAUGAGGAGGAUACGAAAGGAAUCAAGCUACUAGACAGUGAUCAGGAGCUCUACCGCAACUUCCCCCUCACCAUCUCGGAGCGGUGGCAGCAGGAGGUGGCAGAGACCGUCUUUGACACCAUCAAUGCUGAGACAGACCGGCUGGAGGCCCGCAAGAAAGCCAAAAACAAGCAGCUGGGCCACGAGGAAGACUACGCCCUGGGCAAGGACUGCAUCAUGCAUGGCUACAUGUCCAAGAUGGGCAAUCCCUUCCUGACUCAGUGGCAGCGGCGGUACUUCUACCUGUUCCCCAACCGGCUCGAGUGGCGGGGUGAGGGCGAAGCCCCGCAGAGCCUGUUGACCAUGGAGGAGAUCCAGUCAGUGGAGGAGACACAGAUCAAGGAGCGCAAAUGUCUCCUACUUAAGAUCCGGGGCGGUAAACAGUUCGUUCUGCAGUGCGACAGUGACCCUGAGCUGGUGCAGUGGAAGAAGGAGCUGCGCGAUGCCUACCGCGAGGCCCAGCAGCUGGUGCAGCGGGUACCCAAGAUGAAGAACAAGCCACGCUCACCCGUGGUGGAGCUGAGCAAGGUGCCGCUGAUCCAGCGCAGCAGUGCCAACGGCCUCUGA